Messenger RNA from Saxophila tyrrhenica, 2574 nucleotides. RefSeq names its product AdoMet-dependent rRNA methyltransferase spb1 (gene SPB1). Gene Ontology annotation, molecular function: rRNA (guanine) methyltransferase activity; rRNA (uridine-2'-O-ribose)-methyltransferase activity. The transcript has a single exon. The coding region runs from base 1 to 2574 and encodes 857 amino acids. The record is from RefSeq and is a predicted model, not a curated record. Gene Ontology annotation, biological process: rRNA methylation; maturation of 5.8S rRNA from tricistronic rRNA transcript (SSU-rRNA, 5.8S rRNA, LSU-rRNA); maturation of LSU-rRNA from tricistronic rRNA transcript (SSU-rRNA, 5.8S rRNA, LSU-rRNA). Gene Ontology annotation, cellular component: preribosome, large subunit precursor; nucleolus; nucleus. NCBI's taxonomy places the organism in Eukaryota, Fungi, Ascomycota, Dothideomycetes, Mycosphaerellales, Extremaceae.
AUGGCCAUCCAGAAGAAGAAUGCCAAAGCGCGUCUGGACAAGUACUACUACCUCGCGAAAGAGAAAGGUUACCGCGCUCGCGCCGCCUUCAAGCUGAUCCAACUCAACAAGAAAUACUCCUUCCUGCAGAACUCAAGAUGUCUGCUCGAUCUGUGCGCUGCACCAGGGUCAUGGAUGCAGGUCGCCGCCGAGACAAUGCCGGUCAAGUCGCUCAUCGUGGGCGUUGACCUGGCUCCCAUCAAGCCAAUUCCACGAACGAUCAGCUUCCAGGACGACAUCACCAGCGACAAGUGCCGAGCCACUAUUCGAGGACAUCUCAAGAGUUGGAAAGCAGACACGGUGGUGCACGAUGGUGCGCCGAAUGUGGGUACGGCUUGGGUGCAAGAUGCUUUCAGUCAGAACGAGCUGGUGCUUGCGAGUUUGAAACUGGCGACAGAGUUCCUGGCGCCAGACGGCACAUUCGUGACCAAGGUCUUUCGCUCCAAAGACUCCGCGAAGCUAGAGUGGAUUUUCAAGCAGCUUUUCAGCAAGGUCGAGCAAACGAAGCCGCCCUCUUCGCGCAAUGUCUCCGCCGAGACGUUUUACGUGUGCCGAGGCUUCAAGGCGCCAAAGCACAUGGACCCGCGAUUUCUGGACCCGAAGCACGCCUUUGCAGAAGUAGAAGCAGCCGCUGUGAACAAUGAGGCGAAAGUCUUCAACCCGGAAAAGAAGAAGCGCAAGCGUGAGGGGUAUGAGGAGGGCGACUGGACGCAGUUCCAUGAGGCGCCAGCAAGCGAGUUCAUUCAGACCCAGGAUCCGAUCGAAAUGCUGGGUAACCUGAAUCGACUGCACUUCAGGCAGGAGAACAAUGGCGACAUCGCUCUUGCUGCGUUGGACAAGUUACCAGAGACGACAGAAGAGAUCCGGGAGUGCUGUUCGGAUUUGAAGGUACUUGGUCGCAAGGAGUUCAAGUUGCUGCUUAGAUGGAGGCUGAAGGCGAGGGAGCGAUUCGGAUUCCGGCAGAAGAAGACGGACCACGUCGGUGCUUCGGCUGAGCAGAAAGCUGCUGCGGACGAUGUUGCCGUCGAAGGAGCUGCCGGCGAAGAGGUGGCGAUGGUAGAACCCAUGGACGAGGAGAUGAAGCUGCAGGAGGAUCUUCAGCGCAUGAAGGACAUGCAGUCCAAGACCGAGCGCAAGAAGCGAAAGAAGGACAAUGAGAGGAAGCAAAAAGAGAUUGUGCGCAUGCAGAUGAACAUGGUUACUCCGUCAGAUAUUGGUAUCGAGGCUGGUGGGCCAGAAGGUAGCGAUGCCACUUUCAGAUUGAAGGAUGUUGACAAAGAUGGCGGUGUCCGGAAGCAGAUUGUGAGGGGCCGGAUGGUUGCGAAUCCAGUUCCAGAGGUCAAGAAGGCGGAAGAAGAGUCCGAGGAGGAAGCCGAGGACGAUGAUGGAGAUGAGCUUGAGCGCCAGCUCGAUGGCAUGUAUGAGGAUUAUCAAGAUCGUCUGGAGCAGAGGAGCACGAAGAUAGCAGCGAAGAGAGCCCGAAUGAAGGCGAGAGGAGAUGAAGAUGAUGAGUUUGAAGGAUUCGACAAGGACGACAAGGGAGCAGACACUGAUGUUAGCUCUGAUGCUGAUCUUAUGGAGGACGAGGAUGAUGGCUUCGAGAGUGAAGGUGAGCAAGCCGAGAUUAUGACUGGGCCGCAGCCGCGGGAUCGAGAGGGUGCGUUGUCUGGACGUGCGGCAAGCUUCUUCCAGCAAGACAUUUUCAAGGACAUUCCCGGACUGGAAGACGCAGAGGAGAGCGAAGCCGAGCAGGAACGGGACAGCGGCAUAGAUGUUGCGUCUGGCUCGCUUUCGCCGGAGCUCAAGGCUGCCAGUAAGGGAGACAAUGCAGAUCAGGUUAUGGAAGUAGUGGCGGACGAUAAUGUGGAAGAUGAAUCAGAGAUUGAAGAAGUCGCCACGAAGCAAGACGAUGCGGAAGACUGGGAAGAGGGCACCUCCCGUCCUACAGAGCAGGAGACCGGCCGGCCAAACAUCGACAUCAUCACCGCCGAAGCCAUGACUCUGGCCCACGCACUCGCCACUGGCAAGACUACCAAAGCUCAGCUCGCCGACGACAAUUUCAACAAAUUCUCCCACCGCGACGUCGACGGCCUGCCCGAAUGGUUCCUUGACGACGAAAACAAGCACUCCCGUCCCCAACGACCCAUCACCGCUGAAGCCGCCAAAGCCAUCAAAGAAAAGCUCCGCGCCCUCAACGCCCGUCCGAUCAAGAAAGUCCGCGAAGCCAAAGCACGCAAGACAUUCCGCGCUGCACGUCGGCUUGAGAAGCUGAAGAAGAAGUCCGACGGCUUAGCGGAAGGCAGCGAGCUGAGCGAGAAGGAGAAGGCGGCGAGUAUCGCCGGUCUGAUGGCGAAGGCGAAGAAGGCGGGGCAGAAGAAGCGGAAGCAGGUGAAGGUUAUCAAGGCUGUGGGUGCGAAUAAGGGAUCGGGGAGGCCGAGGGGCGUGAAGGGGAAGUAUAAGAUGGUGGAUAGUCGGUUGAAGAAGGAUGUCAGAGGGGAGAAGAGGGCGGCGAAGAAGAUGAAGGGGAAGAGGUAG